Messenger RNA from Theobroma umbraticum, 778 nucleotides. RefSeq lists its product as uncharacterized. Lineage: Eukaryota; Viridiplantae; Streptophyta; Magnoliopsida; Malvales; Malvaceae. The record is from RefSeq and is a predicted model, not a curated record.
UUAAAAGGAAAAUAAAAUAAAAAACCCCAUAUAUAUCUCUCAUCCCUGUCUCAAAAACAAACCCAAAAUCCAAAAAGCAAGAGGAUAGCACAAAACCCUUCUUCUUCCAAAACAAACUAAAACUGAAAAAUGGCAGCCUCCUCGGCCAUUUUCUCCGCUUUCAUCUCCUCCCAAACGGGGCCGUUUUCCGCCAAAUCCUCUUCUUCCUCUCUCCGUCUCCCUCUUCCCACUAACGUGCGCAUGGGGCGAGCCGUGACUCAAGCUACGGCUUCAAAGCACGCCACCGGUACCCGACGGCCACGUGGUAUCAUGAAGCCGCAACGUGUGUCGCCUGAGAUGCAAGCUGUGGUUGGAGACCCCGAAAUUCCCCGCACUCAAGCUCUUAAGCGGAUUUGGGCUUACAUUAAAGAGCGCAAUCUUCAGGACCCUGAAAACAGGAGGGUUAUAAUUUGUGAUGAGAAGCUGAAGAAGAUAUUUGGAGGAAAAGAUCGGGUUGGAUUUCUUGAAGUAGCUGGGUUGAUUAGUCCUCACUUUCUUUGAUGGAUCCCAGAGAGAGUCAGUUUGGAAAAAUAGGAAACAACCUCUGUUUAUGGGGCCUCUCUCCUUGUUGUGGAUACUGGAGAAAACCAUGCUUCCUGGCUUCUUCAAUUACUGAUGUUUUUAGCAUUAGUACUUGCGUACAGAAGUACUCUUUUAAGAGUUUUGUUUCUGAAUUUCCUAAUAUGUAGACUGUUAUGCAAUAUUAAUAGUGCCUUCUAAGUUUAUGCGUGUUAUUCAA